Molecule: messenger RNA, 1391 nt
Organism: Mesocricetus auratus (golden hamster)
Lineage: Eukaryota; Metazoa; Chordata; Mammalia; Rodentia; Cricetidae
Product: translation initiation factor IF-2-like
Exons: 4
Coding region: 1-774 (257 amino acids)
Source: RefSeq, a predicted model, not a curated record
AUGUCGGGAAAGGACGCCGCACUCGAGGCCCCGGAGGGGAAAGGACGCCGCACUCGAGGCCCCGGAGGGGAAAGGACGCCGCACUCGGGGCCCCGGCAGGGGAAAGGACGCCGCACUCGAGGCCCCGGAGGCGGCGGCGGCGUCACCGCGGAGGCCGCACAUGGCCCGCGGCGCUCUGCUAGCGGACGGGCGGCCCCGGGCCGGGUACCUGCGGUCGGGCGGCGGGAUGCGGCUUCGCGAGCCUCCUCUGGCCGGCCGGGACCUCGCCCUCGUCGUCCUCCCCGCCUCGCUCCCGACUCCGGUCUUUCUUUUGCCCCCCGCCUCUCUCUUUGCCCUCCCCCCGCCCCGCUUCGGCCCCCUCCUCGGCCGACGCUCCAAGAUGGCGCCGCCGCCGGGACCGGUCACGUGAGCAGCGGGCCCGGUCAGUGUUGGGCCCGGAACUGCAGAUCUUCCUGCGUUGGCUUCUCAACUGCUGGGAUCACAGACAUUUGCGACUGCAUCUGGCUGGUAGCAAUACGUCUUUAUAUUGUCUCAAAACAGCGAAAGAUUGGGCCUGGAGAGAUGCCUCGCGGCUGUGAGCUCUUGCUGCUCUUCUCAAGGACCCAGGGCGCUGAGCAGAUGGGCUCCAUCCUCCUGACAUUUUUCACCUCUCUUGUAAAGCCGGAAGUUCCAUUUAUCCUUCCUCCAAGCUUCAGAUGUCUAGUCUGCGGAGGUACAGAGUUUAAUUACAGGAGGUCCUCUGGGUUCAAAAUGGAACUUCAUCAUGAAGAGUAAUGGCGAGUCUUGACUUUAUUAAUGAAUGAAAAGUUUGCUCGAUGAGAGUCAAAAGGAAUGUACGAUUAAAAGACAUGAUAUAUUAUCAUAUAUCUAGCUGUCAGUAAUAAAUUAACAUUAGCUCUGGAUUUUGUACACUGAAUAUAUACCUAGAAAUACUUCAUAAUCAUAGUUCGGGUCUCAAGAACCAUCGUAAAUUAUCCACCUGUCCGUCAUUCAUUCCCCGUAAGAGCCGCCGACCCCUGUUACCAAUGCAGCGUACUGGCAUCUGGAGUCGCUGGUGCUGGGGUCAGGAAGCUGGCUCGGUGGGUUAAAAGUGUUUUCCGUGCAAGUGCAAGGACCAGAGGUUGAGUCCCUAGGACUCACAAGAAGCUGGACACCCAGUGUGGUGAGUGUCUGCGAUUCCCAGCACGAGGCGCAAACAGGAGAGCCUCUAGAGCAUCACAGGCCAGCAAGAGGCCCCGUCUCACGUGACGUGGAAGGCAGCGCCCUUGACAUCUGUACCUGCGCCGCGGUGCAGGUGUGUCUACAUUGAUGUUUGCACACGAGGCACAUGCACGUGACACACAUGUGCAAACGCACAAAAGUACAAAUAAAUAAAAGCCAUGCAAGCUCUA